Molecule: messenger RNA, 6434 nt
Organism: Mercenaria mercenaria
Lineage: Eukaryota; Metazoa; Mollusca; Bivalvia; Venerida; Veneridae
Product: filaggrin-2-like
Exons: 2
Coding region: 705-4394 (1229 amino acids)
Source: RefSeq, a predicted model, not a curated record
UGUUGUCAAAAUGAUAAUGAGCGGCGGAUUCGCGAUUGAUUUACUUCGAACAGCUUAGCUGUGAAAUUACAUUAAGAAACAUAAUGACAUGUUUAACCAUUGAAAAUCCGGUCGGUUGUUAAUUCAAAACGUCAGCGUAAAUGUUUAUAAAUAAAAUGAGAUACAGACAACUGAGGACCGCAGAAACACCAGUGAACCGGCAAGUAUAACAUCUCAGGGAUCCGCAGAAACACUAACGACGGCAACGGAGCAAUUUCAUUCGAUCUUACUUCUUUAAAAAAAAAAUGACAAUUUUAUUUAUUGCGAAGUAAUUUGUCUUUUUACUGUUUGAAGAUCGAAAGAUAGGCACGUUACCACAACAAGCCGUGUUCAAAGGAAUGAUUAUUGUCAUUACUCAUAUAAAGGAUUUAUUACAUUACGGAGGAGGAAAGGAACAUUAACAAUUCAUUUUAUCCGAAAGAUAAAAUAGGAAAGGGACUUGAGUUGUGCAAUUUUCAGAGUACAAUUAAACGAUCUGGUAGAGACAUAAACAGAAGAACAUAUGCACUGUUUCUACUUUCGUGACAGGACGUAAAUACAAUAAAGCAUGAAAUGAAAAUAUUAAACAUGCUGAUCGUUGGGAUUUUAUUUCCAUAAAAGAAUCCACAAACUUAUAUAUUGAAAAAAAAAGCUUUCGUGGAAAUGGAAUUGACUGUGUUUACGAAAUGACAUUUUGGACGGUAUAUAUAUUAACGAUAUUUGUAGCUGCACCUCUCAUCUUAGGUAUCCCAUUAAGAACUUCUGAUUUGGGCCAAAAUGGACACCUUGUACACUACCACAGAGACGAGUUGUCCGGCGGACAUAGGCGGCACAUACACUACCGUCCAGCAUCCAAGCGCACCAGUCGCUUCCACAAAACAUCUAGAAAUACAUUUUUCAAAAACCAAGGCACGCCAGUUAAUCCUGCCGCCGCCAUAUAUGAAGUCCCUAGCAACAGACACUAUAAUGAUGCAAUGGCAGGCAGAGUGGCGAUUGAGCUACGAUCUUUGGUUGAUAGAACUAAUAGUGAAAGUAAUAAUACUACCGACAUGAAAAGCGAUAAUAGUGAUAGCGGAGAUAAUAAUAAUAAUAAUGGGAAACAUGACAAUAAUAAUGGAAAAUAUGAGACUAAUAACGGAAAAUAUGACACUUAUCACGAACAUGCUGCACACAGACUUCAAAACAGAGAUGCACCCACACCACCCUCCGAAGCGCUUCCAAAUGGAAACGUUCAUUUUCCCAUUGAAGCACUUCCGCAUGGACUGCAAUUUUUAAAUAGACAGUCGCAAGAACGGCAGCUACAAAAUCAGGCCAGCACCGCACCUGAACAAUCAAAUGGAAUGUCUUUGGAUCUAAAUACACUUCUUGGAGAAAUUCUUGAGACAACAACCAGUCCGAGUGUCACUCCCUCAGAUUCUUUUAUGUCCAACAGCCCCUCUCUAGACAUAGCAUUCUUGCUCGGAGACUUAGGAAGUGCUGCAAACGACCCAGGACAAAACCUAGGUCAUCAAGGCCACCACCAUGGUCACCAAGGUCACAGCCAUGGUCUUCAGAGUCACGAUCAUGGUCAUCAAGGUCACGACCAUGGUACUCAAGGUCAAGGUCAUAGUCAUCAAGGUCAUGACAUUGGCCAUGGUCAUCAAGUACACAGCCAAAAUCAUGAUCAUGGACACGGAGCGCAUCCGCACGGGCACGAUAUGAACACAGGAAACAAUAACGGUCCAAAUAGAAAUUCGAUCCAUGACAAAGUAAUCAACUCGAAAGCAUCCGGUCGGCUCGAAAAUCUGUUCAAUGGGAAGUUCAAUCAACACUCUUCACAUGCUCCUCACUCUUCACAUGCUCACCACGGUCACGGCGAUCAUUUUCAUCAUGAAGUAAAUACACUUCCAAGCACUAACACAGUCGCCGCGGGAUCACAUUACCAAAAAUCUACCAUGCAUACUCGACCAAUUACGAAACGUGGUGUGAAUGACGGUGAUUCUAUCUCUAAAUUUCCUAAAACAUUUAUUGAUAACAUACUUAAUAUAAAAAUAGGGAGCACAACACCUCCCCCUGUGGCAGUGCAAACAACACGACCAACAUGGUACAAUGGAUAUAUAACUACGCCGAGAUCUGUAGAAACCCAGGUUGAACGCCUUUCUGGAACAGACCUGAACAGUGUUAGACAGGCAAAUCGGGGAUUGAUUCGGAAAGAUGCGUCUUCUAGUUACGUUCAGACUCCGCAAGAAACAACAACAACGCCAUCAAUUGUUUCUCCAACGCCAAAAGAACUGGUCCAUUUGCAGGGCAUUCAUAUCAUGUUUUCUGAUGGGAAACAAGAUAAUACUGGUACAAUACCUACAGUACACCUUACUGCAUCCUUAUCUGACAAUGUUAACCACCUUCUUAAGAUGGCUUCAGGCGGUUCAAAUGCAGCACCUGAGUUACCUAACGUCACCUCUAUAACUGACAAAAUCACAGGUACCGCUGUUAUAAGAGACGGACAUCUCUAUCUGGUUGUAUACCCCUUUGGGAAUAACAAAUCGUUAGAGCUUCAUUAUAACCAGUCGACAAAACGUAUACCUAUGCCGCGCAAUAAACCUGUUUCGUUUUCCGGUGUAAACAAACCACAAUUUCAAACGCCUACGCCUCACUUCACCGAACCCGUUAAACCAACUGUUUCUUUAAAGACUGCUUCUUCAAGUCGUCCAAGCGGUCAUCCAAGUUCAGUUAAACCAACUUCACAAACGAAAGUAUCAAGCACCGGCCAUGCUGACCACCAUCACGUUUCUACAGGUUCAGAUAUUCAUUCUACUUCUCACACACAUGGCCACGUGUCAAAACCGGAUGUAUCUACAAACGCUGGCAAGAAAACACAUUCGCACGCGCACGGUCAUCACCAACAUCAUCAGCAUAAUAUGCAUCAUCCUGGGAGCCCCACACCAUCUUUGACAGGUCUAAAACUUGCGGAAGUAAAUGAUACAACGCUACAAACACUUCUAGCUCCCAUUGACAGAUUUGUCUCACCAUGGGAUUCACUUAACUUUUCUAAAGUAUUUCCUUAUUCCGCAGGUAAUUCUAGUAAUAAAACAUCAUCAAAGAAAACACUCGAAGAAGACUCUGAAGUAGACGUUGUAACAUUUGUUGCGAAGGCGACUGAUCCAUUUAAUCGAAUGAAAGUUAUCAUAGAAUCCCUUGUAAACAAAACAUUAUCCUCUGACACAGGAAAUAUGACAAACGCUAAGCCAGAAGCUAGAUUUAAUUUCGAGUUAAAACUUCAGGCAUCUAAUUCACAGAAUACUAAGGACAAUUUACCAUCUACUACAAAUCCAAAUAAUUCAGAAGAAAGAGCAUUUGACACAAAUGUAAAAAGUACCACCACUGCAUCAGUUCUUGUGACAGAUUUCUCAACUACUGUGAAACCGUUUGGUGAAAUUACGCAAGACAGUUUUGGGAGGUCCAGCGCUGAAAUUACAACGCCGUCAAAAUCCAUACCGAAUGUGCUAAAUGGUGGAAAUAGCUUGCAGACGACGACGGAAAUAAAUCUGCCAGAUGUUGUGACAAAAUCAACCACUAACAUGCCAGAUGUUAACAACAGAGAUAACGCUGGUAAUUCCCCAGCGGUUCCACCAACACCAAAUAUGCAUUCAAAAUUCGACAGUAUUUUGCAUGUGUCUGAAAAUAUUGCUCCGUCUACUACAUCAAGGACAAACAAAAGACCAAGCGAUUUCUAUGGCACAACGGUGUCCUACGUUCCAAACUACACAAAGAGGACGUUUGUUAGACAACCCACAUACCAAAUAACAACACCAUCGUCUCCAAAGGUAUUCCCAGAAAAUCGCAAAACUAUCCCGCGUAAUAUGCAAGUCAGUCAGCGGCGUACUACAGUGUUGGGAUCAAACUUACAACCGUUCGUGCAAAGGACCUCUCCAAAUCGGUUCCGUCAGGGCUUGAAUCGCGGACAGUCAGAACAAAUCAUUUCACUCGCUGAUAUCCUGAACGAUAUAAGACGUAUUCAGUUGCAUAAUAUGCAAAGGUUUAACAUACAGAACAACAACUUUGACACAAUGAUACUAAAUGAAGCCCAACAGAAACCCGUUAUACGAACACCCAUAGUCAUGGAAGGUCCUGUGAUUAGGGAAACAUCCACAAGACGGUACUCUGACUUCCCAGCUUUUAGAAACAAUAGACGACAAAUUCAUCAUCAGAAUUCUAAUCACAUAACCCCAACUCCAACCCCUGUUCAACGGCGAUUUGGUCGCCAAGCACCGCGCGAUUCCGCCAUGGAGGCAAUGCUUGUGUUAUCAGUGGACGACAUAAUGGCUGAUCAAACAGAAUUACAUGGUGCGAUUGUCGUUUCUCAUCGGAGAGAUCCAGCUGCCAGUAACAGUAUAUGAGUUAAUACAAAUCUCUACGGACAGUGCGAUUUGGGAAAAUGUCAAACAAAAAAACACGUCCUGUUUAUUUCUUAUCGCUUUAGAAAUGGCGGAAUAAGAGUGAGGAGACAUCGACAAAUUGAGAUUUGUUGAUCAUGUGUGACGUUUAUGGAUGUAAACAGUAGUGUUUUAUGCAUGUGCCAAAAUUUAUAUUGAUGCUGAUAGUUGCAGAUGAUAUAGGGAAGAUAAAAAAUGUCCAAUUAUGUAACUGAAUUCGGUGUGCCGCAGCAAUUUCAAUCUCAUAUUGUAAAUGCGUUGGAGUCAGUUUAGUUUCACGAGGUAAUCGACCUCUGUGUGAUGCUCAAACUUGCAUUUCACGGAUGUUUUUGAAAAACAAAAAAAUGAUGGAUAUUUUUCUUGAGCAUUACUUAAAACGACAAAAUACAAUCGCUCAAAUGACAGAAAAACUUCUAAUUUGAUUAAUUUAUCAUGCAGUAAUGAUCAGUUAGCCAAAAUAUUAAUUGAUCUAAAUUGACUGUGAUUGUGUUACAUAAACUAUUGUUGACUUAUUUUAUUGCGACCUUUUCAAUUCAAAAAGUAACAUGUUCAUUGUUUGUUGAAACCAGUGGGAACGUUUGUCCAUUUGAAAAGUAAAGUCGUGUAAAACUGUGUUCAAGCUCUUGAAUUAUGUCUGAUAGGCAUACAUUGGGACAGCCAUGUUUGUACUGAACUCCGGUGUUAUUCAUGCAUGAGCAAAGAGUAAGCCUUUUUCCGAUGAUGAAAAGAAUGAUCAAAGAGAAGACUAACUACAUUUAGUCAUUAACAAUGGCAUAAAUCAGUGAAUCAUACGUUGAGUGCGGAGAAAAGUAGAAUAACUGGUACCGGCAGAACACAGAAUAUUUAUAUUUAUUCAGAAUAUAAUGACACAAGAGCUAGUGGUAUCAGAUGUGAAUUAUAUGUCCAGUAUACUGGAAACUAAAGAUAUGCGCUUGCCAUUGUCAAAUCUCUCAACAUGAAAGUGACAUUGUCAAAGGGAAUUUGUUUUGAUACUAGACAUUCAAGUUAGGUUGAACUUCUUUCCAUGUGUUGUAAUGGAAACCACACAAUUAAAUUUGGAGAUACACUCAAGAAAGUUAAAACCGCAACAUCUAUUUGCGGCAUAUAUUUUAGUCCUACAUCUUGUAUCAAAACAUUGUUAUAUACAAAAUAUUAUUCAUUAAAUCCGACCAAAUUAUAAAGUGGUUUCAUUCGUGAUACUUGAAACAUGAAAAUUGUCAUCUCUCUAUGCAAGUGUAUCUCGUGUUGUAAUUCAUGCCAUACCUGAUCUACAACAUGCAUUUACAAAAAUGGAAUGUUACUUAAUGCUGAAGUCGAGUAUAAACUCACGAACCACGAUUCCGUCAAAAUCGCCCGACUGUUUUGAAAAAUUAUACAAGUCGUUAUCGAUUUUUUUUUAUUCUUAUAAAAAAAUAGGCGUCUAUCAAAAAUCGUUUUUGGAAGUAUUAUUAUGCCACAGGGCCAGUCACCAUUCCUUUUUUUCGGUAUGAGGGAGUCGGCGAAAGUAUUCCGGGUAACCUGCGAUAUAGGAAACCUUUUUGCGACAUCAAUAAAUAAACGUUUUUAAUUAUGUCAGCUAUGAAAUUUUAAUAAUUUUACAGAAAAAAGCACGAUUGAUACCCGGAUUUUUAUAUAUUUAGAUAUGAUGAAUAUACAGGCUGCAAAAAUCUUUCUGGAACAUUUUUUUUCAAUGGUCAGAUGUAGCGUGUUUAAAUUUCUUGAGUGUAUUUUAUUUGUUUUGUAAGCAGUAUAGUAUCAAUGGGAACCAUGGGUUUCGAUGCAAUGUUUUUUCACUAAAGAAAUGCAUGUAUGUGUUUCCUAAAGAUCUUCUUGCAGACUGCAUUCUUAGUUGAUGAAUAUGUUCAGUAUAAAUCAAGUCAUGUUUGCAGCAGAUGGUUUGCCCUUUUCUACUGCAUACAUUACUCCAUGUCUGUCUUAAACAAUAUUAAUGGUUUCCUGUUAACUUUUAGUGGUAACAUUCCGUUGAAUAAAUUAUGUAAAUUA